AAUACAUCUCACACGCUGACUGACAAGGCUGCACAAUGGGAAACGGAGAAUCUGUUGCGUAUAUGAGACCGUCUGAAAUUCGUUAUACCCACGAUAGCAUCCAGGCAAAUUUUCGAGAUGGAACACCCCUUGAAUCGACUUUUCACCAACUUGUUUAUAAAAAAAUCCAAGUAGACACGUUACCUAUGAUUGAAGUCAUGCAGUAUAACGGCUACUGGUUUGUAGUGCGUGGAAACAGAAGACUUUUCCUGCUGAAGAAAUUAGAAGAAUAUGAUCAAGUGUCAACUGUCCAGGUGCUUAGAAAACCCUUCGAUCCAGACGUAUUCGAGAGACAGUUUACGACAAACAAUAUGGGAACUAGUGUCAAAAUAAGAGGCGGGAUUUACGGUACGCCUUUGGAGCUGAGACUGAACGAGAUUUGGACUGAGUACCAAAAUUCUGAGUCAUGUACAAUUUCGUAGCUGGCAGAGGACGAA
Saccostrea echinata is the source of this 476-nucleotide messenger RNA. RefSeq lists its product as uncharacterized. Bases 36 to 461 code for a protein of 141 amino acids. The record is from RefSeq and is a predicted model, not a curated record. The transcript is spliced from 2 exons. NCBI's taxonomy places the organism in Eukaryota, Metazoa, Mollusca, Bivalvia, Ostreida, Ostreidae.